This is a messenger RNA of Mercurialis annua (annual mercury), 2768 nucleotides long. RefSeq names its product MLO-like protein 11. The record is from RefSeq and is a predicted model, not a curated record. Gene Ontology annotation, cellular component: membrane. Gene Ontology annotation, biological process: defense response. Bases 756 to 2417 code for a protein of 553 amino acids. Lineage: Eukaryota; Viridiplantae; Streptophyta; Magnoliopsida; Malpighiales; Euphorbiaceae. The transcript is spliced from 15 exons.
AUUUUCUAUUUGAAAUGUAUUGAAAACGACACCGUUAACCGUCAGUUAGAUUUGCAAUGGAGAGAUUCAAAAGAUGUAACCACCCUCUCCAACUCUCAUUUAUAAAUGCCAAUUUUGUUCAGAAAAGAGACCACUUUUUGCUGGCUGGCACAUCGGUGUACUCAAUUCCCAUUACGAACUAACCAAGCACUUUCCCACUCUACAAAGAUCUCUUCUUUUUCUCCUCAUUGCCAAAAAUUUAAAAUAAUUUAUAAAACCCAUCAAUUCUUUUUUCCAAAUAUAGCACCCAAAAGAAAAAAAGAAAAUACCCAUCUGUUUGAUUAAGUUGGAUCUGUUUUUCUUUUUAAAAAAGGAAGAGUUUUGGAUCAAGUUUUGUUGAAAAUGGGUUUUGAAAACAGUGACUAAAGGAACAAACUUUGGUUCAAGUUGUUGAAUUUUUAGUUUUGAAGUGUAGGUUAAGUAUAUGACUUAGAAUGUGAAGAAAAGUAGAGUACCCAUGUCUUGGUUUUGUCUCUUUUACCUUUUGUUUUUGUUUUGAAGAGGAAAAAAAAGUGAGAAAAGUUCAUCAUUUUGUUCUUUUUUGUGGGGACUUUUGUAGGAGUGUGGCAGGCCAAAAGUAUAAAGUGGAAUUGCAGUUUUUAUAUUAUAAAUGGGGGUUGGUUACUUUUUUAUGGUUGCCCUCAGAGAGGCAUUUUUUUAGUGUGAUAUGGAGGAAGAGGCAAUUUUAUGGUGUGAAUGAGUAGGAUUUGUUUAAAAUGGAAGAGAGUAGUAGUAAAGAAUUGAGAUCAUUGGCCUUAACUCCAACAUGGUCUGUGGCUACUGUUUUGACAAUCUUUGUUGUUGUCUCUUUGAUUGUAGAGCGCUCAAUUCACAGGCUAAGCAAUUGGCUGCGGAGGACUAAUCGGAAACCUUUACUUGCAGCUGUGGAAAAAAUGAAAGAAGAGCUGAUGCUGCUUGGAUUCAUAUCACUCCUUCUAACGGCUACCUCAAGCACGAUAGCCAAUAUUUGCAUUUCUUCAAAGUUCUAUGAUAGCACUUUUGCUCCUUGCUCUAGGUCUGAUAUCGAUGAAAUGGAAGAAGAUACUUCUGCGGGGCGUAAACUGCUGAUGCUUUCUUCUGUUCCUUUCUCAGUUCGGAGAAUGCUGAAUAGCUUGAAUCAGAAUACCUGCAAAGAGGGACAUGAGCCAUUUGUAUCACGUGAAGGCCUCGAGCAGUUGCACCGCUUCAUCUUCGUCAUGGCAGUCACACAUAUAUCUUACAGUUGCUUAACCAUGUUGCUGGCUAUAGUGAAGAUUCAUAGUUGGAGGAUCUGGGAAGAUGAGGCUCAUAUGGACCGCCAUGAUUCAUUAGCAGAAGUCAUGAGGGAGCAUACGUUACGGAGGCAGACAACCUUUGUCAGAUAUCAAGCAUCAAAUCCUUUGGUCAAGAAUAGCUUUAUUAUCUGGGUGACUUGCUUCCUCCGGCAAUUUGGGCGUUCAGUGGUUCGUCCAGACUACCUUACUCUUCGCAAGGGCUUUAUCACGAAUCACAACCUUUCGUCGAAGUAUGAUUUCCACAGCUACAUGAUUAGAUCUAUGGAAGAAGAAUUCCAGAGGAUAGUUGGUGUGAGUGGUCCAUUGUGGGGAUUUGUUGUUGCUUUCAUGCUGUUUAACAUAAAAGGGUCUAACCUCUAUUUCUGGAUAGCCAUCAUUCCUAUAACUCUUGUCCUUUUGGUGGGUGCAAAACUACAGCAUGUUAUUGCAACUUUAGCAUUGGAGAAUGCUGGCGUAACUGGAUACUUUUCGGGAGCAAAGUUAAAGCCUCGAGAUGAUCUUUUUUGGUUUAAGAAACCAGAACUAUUGUUAUCCUUGAUCCACUUUAUUUUGUUCCAGAAUGCAUUUGAGCUGGCUUCUUUCUUCUGGUUCUGGUGGCAGUUUGGGUAUAAUUCCUGCUUUAUCAGGAACCACCUGCUAGUCUAUAUUCGACUUGUAUUGGGAUUUGCCGGACAAUUUCUUUGCAGCUACAGCACCUUGCCGCUUUAUGCAUUGGUUACUCAGAUGGGAACAAAUUACAAGGCAGCACUUAUUCCUCAAAGAAUAAGGGAGACGAUCCAUGGAUGGGGAAAAGCAGCUAGAAGGAAGAGAAGGCAUGGUAUGUACCCAGAUGAUUCUACAGUACGUACAGAUACAAGUACAGUAUUAUCGCUCGAGGAGGAUGAUCAUCAAUACAUUGAUAUUUCCGAGGCUAACGGUUCACACAAUGAAAUCGAGUUACACCCAGUUUCUACUCCUAUACAUGCACCAUUUUCAAAUGAAACUUCAAGUAGGGCUGGCACUCCCCUUCUUCGGUCCUCGGCAUCGAUUUCUGUACAAAAGUCACCAAAUUACUUUCCGGAUGGCAUUAUUAGAUCAUCCUCUAUGCCGGCUAGAAGAGAUUGAAACAUCUUAUAGAUAAAAAAAGGAUUACGUACAGAAGAGUUUGGUGGAUGAAUGUCUGCUUUAUAGCAUGAUCUUUUCGAGCACGAGGGAAACAAACUAAAGUGCUAGAGUAGCUUGCUCAUGUAGAGAUUAAAGUUUAUAGUAUAUACUUUUCAGAAUUUAUGUUGUAGCAUUAAUACCCAACUAGGAAAUUUAGUGCUUGGCUUUGUUUGCCAAUUAGUAUAUGCUAUAUAAGAAGAAUGUAACUCACAGAUUUAGAAAUGAUGCAAAUCUGAGAUAAAAUUUGAACACUUGAAGAAGACAAAGAAAAUGAUUUUUCAUAAAUUAUAUUUCAUUAUUAAUUAUGUUUAA